GGAAAGGAUCGAGAAACGCGGUGGGAACUGAAAGCCAUUUUCUUCCUACGAAGAAUUUUCAUCAGUGCAGGUUACUACUGGAAGAAGAAAUGGCCAGUGAUACUCCAUCAAACAGUAUACCAGGUUACUUCAUGGAAGAACUUAAUAAAUACCGUCAGAGAGAGAAUGUGGUACUUGAGUAUCGUGAAGUGACUAAGUCAGGACCUGCCCAUAACCUAAGGUUUACAUUUCAAGUUAUAAUAGAUGAGAGAGAAUUUCCAGAAGCUGAAGGUAAAACAAAGAAGGAAGCGAAAAACGCUGCUGCCAAAUUAGCUGUCGAGAUACUUAAUAAAGAAAACAAGGGUGUUAGUCCUUUAUCAUUGACAACUACAGAUACUUCAGAAGGCAGUAUUGGGAAUUACAUAGGCCUUGUUAAUAGGUUGGCCCAGAAGAAAAAAUUAACUGUAAAUUAUGAACAGUGUGAAUCAGGGGACCCUACAAGAUUUCAUUAUAAAUGCAAAAUUGGGCAGAAAGAAUACGGUAUUGGUAAAAGUUCUACUAAACAGGAGGCAAAACAGUUGGCUGCUAAACUUGCUUAUCUUCAGAUAAACCCAGAAGGAAGCUCUAAGAAAUUUGACUCAGCAUUAUCCGAUUCUUUUACUUCUCCGAGUAACUUUGGAAGCAUGUCUUCUAACAAUAGCAUGUGUGCUUCUGAAUCAUCAUCUGAAAGUGACUUUUCAGCAAAUGCACCAAUAAGUCAUAACGAUGACAAUGUCAAAAAUUCUUCUUGUUCGCUGAACGGUCUCAUAAAUAAUCAAAAGAAGGUAAGAAGAAAGUUGGCACCUAGAUUUGAUCCACCUGAGAUGAAUGGAAGCAAGUAUACGGUGAACGACAGGUUUGCCAAGGAUUAUAAGGAAAUAGAACCAAUUGGCAAAGGUGGAUAUGGCCAAGUUUUCAAAGCAAAACACAGAAUUGAUAAAAAGACUUACGUUAUCAAGCGUGUUAAAUACAAUAGCGAGAAGGUGGAGCGGGAAGUGAAAGCACUGGCAGGCCUCGACGAGCACGAGAAUAUUGUUCGCUACCAUGGUUGUUGGGAUGGAGAGGAUUAUGAUCCUGAGACCAGUGGUUACGAUACUGAGACCAGUGACUAUGAUUCCAAGAAGAACGCAAAUCAUUUAGGACGAACGACUAGGUGUCUUUUCAUCCAAAUGGAAUUCUGUGAUAAAGGGACAUUGGAACAAUGGAUUGAUAACAGAAGAGGCAAGAAACCGGAUAAAGCAUUGGCUUUGGAAUUCUUCGAACAAAUAACAAAAGGAGUGGAUUUUAUACAUUCAAAACAGUUAAUUCAUAGAGAUCUUAAGCCAAGUAACAUAUUUUUAGUAGAUAAGAAAAAAAUAAAGAUCGGAGACUUUGGACUUGUGACAUCCCUAGAAAAUGAUGAAAAACGAACGAGUAACAGGGGAACUAGGCGAUACAUGAGCCCAGAACAGAUUUCUUCACAAGAAUAUGGAAAAGAAGUGGACAUCUAUGCUUUGGGGUUAAUUCUUGCUGAACUUCUUUACAUAUGUGACACUUCUACAGAAACAGCUAAGAUUUUCAUCGAUCUAAGGAAUGGCUUGGUUCCAAAUGUAUUUGAUAACAAAGAAAAAUUACUCUCAAAGGAUCCCAAGGAGCGACCUAAUACAUCUGAAAUCCUGAACACCUUGUCUUUGUGGAAGGAUGUCGCAGAGAAAAAGAAACGAAACACGUGUUAGGGGCCUUCUGCAAAAGUUCCUGCUUCUGACAUAUGAUUUUCCUUUAAUCAGCUGAAAAAUGUGCUCGGCAAUCUGUCUCAGUAUCAAAUUACCUUUUAUUUUCAUUUUUUUCCAUUAAUUUUUUACUUCGAAAACAUGCUGUUUUCAUGUGAAAUCCGCAAUAUUUUAUUUGUUAAAAGUGAACAGUCUAAAUGUAACUAAAUGAGUAGACCUAAAUGUAACUUUUCCCCAAAACACAGUAUUAAGCACUUCAUUAAAUACAAACUUUCAUUUUAGGGUGCAGUGCAUCAAUGUUUUGCAUACAUUUUGAUGCAAAGUAAUUUUUAAGUUGCAUCCUGAAAAACAUUUUUUUUU
Molecule: messenger RNA, 2087 nt
Organism: Otolemur garnettii (small-eared galago)
Lineage: Eukaryota; Metazoa; Chordata; Mammalia; Primates; Galagidae
Gene: EIF2AK2
Product: eukaryotic translation initiation factor 2 alpha kinase 2
Exons: 16
Coding region: 90-1733 (547 amino acids)
Biological process (GO): protein phosphorylation
Molecular function (GO): protein kinase activity; ATP binding; double-stranded RNA binding
Source: RefSeq, a predicted model, not a curated record